Molecule: messenger RNA, 2133 nt
Organism: Blastomyces gilchristii SLH14081
Lineage: Eukaryota; Fungi; Ascomycota; Eurotiomycetes; Onygenales; Ajellomycetaceae
Exons: 2
Coding region: 1-2133 (710 amino acids)
Source: RefSeq, a predicted model, not a curated record
AUGGGAUUCGGCUUAAGUGCCCCGGUCGAGACUUACGGUGCUCGAACCUCAACUGAAAUCACCCGUGCUAACCUUGUGGGGAAUGGCCUUGCUUUGAGACCCGUCAAAUACGCCCAAUUAUAUCGCUGGGCCCUGAUGGAGGAAAAUUUACGGACUCGCCUAGUGCCAAAUAUCGCAAAUCCAAAGGGGCUGAAACCACCAUUCGACCCUGCCUCUGCAGCACCUUCGCCUUUCCCCUCCAUCUCCGUCAUGCGCCAGUGUUACCACCAGGAUCCAAAGAUCCACAGCCUACUUACAUCGCUUGUGAAUAACUAUCAUGACAUCAAGUUUUUCGUCGAUAGGGAUGCAAGACCUGCCGUCGGCUAUUCAACUCGUACGGGAGAUAAAUCGCGAUUAAAAUUUCAAAAGCUCCUACGUUUGCGGAGCCGAGGGAAACAAUUUGAUAUCUGGAUGUUUGACAAAUGUCAUACAUGGCGCGUACAGCAUCUGGCUCAAAAUGAAUCAAGCAUACAUGUCAACAGACGUAUGAGCGAGUUUCUUAAGGAAACUGGCCUUUACUCAGAUGCGCUAUUGCAAGAAAUUCGAGUGGGCGUCAAAUUACUGGUUACAGAGUACAAAUAUGGCGCAAGUGGAAUAUCGAUCCUUUUUUGUUUUGCGCUUUCCCGUUUAUCGAGUAUCUCGUAUGACCAACUCAUUGAUCUGAUCAACGCAUUGAGGGAAGAAAAGUCAUUAUUGCGGCUCGUAGCUGAGAAAUCAGAGUGGCUAGAGGAAUGUCAAGCUCUCUUUGAUGAGAUAAAGGGAGAUGCCGAACACCGGCCGAAAAAUGCUAGUGAACUACCUAAAGUCGCCGCUCAGCAGUCAGUUUCCCGGGCAAUAGGCUCUUGUACAUUUGCUGUGCAGGAGUCUGCUGGAAAUACUUUAUGUACCUUUUACAAUCAAUCGCCACCCUCGAAUACGCUAAGCUCGACAAUCGGGCAACGUCAGGACGUGUUUUAUGAUCAGGACACACGGAGUUCGACAAUUGUGGCACAAAUGCCCUCCAGAUGGCCAUUGGAUGGUUCUUAUGAAUUCUCACUGUCCAUUAAUGCAGCACCAAACCCACCUUCGACUUCGGAUGUCGGCUCCACUUCCUCAACAUCCCCACCUUUCAAGUUAGUCCGGCACCUUAAUACCCUCUAUUCUCCUAUGGUUAAAUAUCUUGAACGAACACCCUCUAAAGCAAUCGCCGGCCGUUCGAAGCUUGAUGUUCAACUUCGAACAUUGCUGUUCCGGCGAGGACUUGCACUACGUUAUGAGAGGGCAACGUGCGAUGGCUGGCACUGUUCCAUAAACAAGUUUCUUGACAAAGAGGGCAUCGACAGGGCCUCGAGCAAAACGUGCCAAUACGGUAUAAAAAUAUUGUCUGCUGAGAGGGAAUUUGGUGCAAUGGGAAUAUCAGCGCUUCUCGUUUUCAUACCAUCCUUCGUGAAAAUGGAACGUGGGAACGUUCAAAUUUUUGUUGCGGAAUUUAGACAGCAGAGGGGCUUGUCACGUCUUGCGAGCGAAAAAUCAGCUUGGAUGGACGACUGUCAGCGCAGGUACCGGGAAAGUCAUAGUUUUAACAGUGCCGCUCAUCAAGCCUUUCAAACUACGUCUGGAUCGGGGCGUGCCGGUGCGUCAAAUUCAUCAAACCAGCCGCCAGAACUAAGCUCCUAUCGCCAAUGGAAAUGCCAAGACAUGGCAGAUUUUGGGUCGUCAAAUUUCUUGGAUUCCUUUGCGCAGUUCCCAGAGGUGUCAAGCUCUUGCCGUCCUUGGGGGUUUACCGGUUCCUUGGGAGAACGAGAGUCCUCUGCCAAUAUUACACAUUUAUCUAUGCAGCAGCCAGUAGUGUCAAGCUCUUGCCGCCCUUGGGGAUUUACUGGCUUGAUAGGAGAACCAGUCUCCACCUUCUAUGCUUCGGAUUCAUUUAUGCAGUUGCCAGAGGUGUCAAGCUCUUGCCGCCCGUGGGGAUUUACCGGUUCCAUGGGAGAACGAGAGCCCUCUGCCAAUACUACACAUUUAUUUAUGCAGUUGCCGGAAGUGUCAAGUUCCUGUCAUAACUGGAGGUUUCCUAGUAUGUCGGAUUUCGAGGAGAUGGAGGCCUCAACUUUUUAG